Messenger RNA from Salvia splendens (bonfire salvia), 1273 nucleotides. RefSeq lists its product as uncharacterized. NCBI's taxonomy places the organism in Eukaryota, Viridiplantae, Streptophyta, Magnoliopsida, Lamiales, Lamiaceae. The coding region runs from base 201 to 770 and encodes 189 amino acids. The record is from RefSeq and is a predicted model, not a curated record. The transcript is spliced from 2 exons.
UUUCCUAUUCUAGAGGGGCCGAACCAUGGUUUUGAAUAAAAAGAGGGGCGAAAUAAGAAUAUUCGACAUUCCACGAAAAAUUAAAUUGUUUUUUCAAGGUUUACCGCUCAAAUAAUUUGCGAUCUUUUGAAUAUUUUUGUAGGAAACUGAAUCCAUUGAAUUCCCCUGCAUUUACGAACCGAAAAUUUCCGCUUGUAGCUAUGGCAACUGAAGCCAGCUACGACAAUCCCGACGACUGGGAGCUCAUAAACGACAACGGCUUCGUCUUCAAGCGCAAGAAGCACCCCCGCCUCGAACCCACCGUCGCCGCCCCUCCGGCGUCGGAGCAGAACCACCGCCUCUUGCGGCGAAAGAGGGCCCUGCUGAAGUUGAGGGAGAGGUACUUGGAAGAGAUCAGCCGGUGGGAACUUUUGUCGAACACGAUGACGGCAAUGGAGCAGAACGCUUCUACGCAAUCGAUGGAGCGUCAUGAGCUGCAUCCCUCGACGUCUUCUGAUGGGGCUUCAAGCUCCAGCGAGCCUUCCGUGGCGGAUUCCAAUCGACGGAGGCUCGUCGAUGAUCUUCUCUCUCAGGUCAAUUUUGGGUAUUUGCAGGUUAAAGAGCAAGAGGCAAUAAUUGUGAAUGUAUCGAAUAUGUGUGAUAUAGCCGAAGUAUUGUGCAGCGCAAAAGAGGGAAUUGUAAGACAGCAGCUAAUAGACCUGCCGAUUUGGGAUCCUUCUCCACACGAGCUCAUGGCUGCAUUAGGUGAUGAUCAAAGUAGGCAUCUUUAGCAAUAUUUAAGUGGAAUAUUUUGAUUUUUUAUUCUGAUUGAAACAAAAAAGUCUAGCAAUUAGGGCAAACUGUACAAUGGCUUCGAUAUGCAACAUGUAUCUUAGCUUGAAUGGUAGUGCAAUGAGGUUAGUUUUGAAUCAGUUGAGUUGUAGAGUUACUUCUUAGCUGUAUAAACUAGGAUUCACAGUGUCAGGUUCGUUGAUCUUCGAGCAACAAGAAAGUAAAAUCAUUGAUGACAUUUCUGGUUUUUGGCUUUGCUUGAUGUCUAUCUUCAAGUAUUGGAGCUGGAAUGGGUGGUGUUGUGGUGGUCCGGUGGAGGAUUCGGGUGUUCAUACGAAGCUUCUGUGAUUUGUAUGCAGGUUUGUUUCUAGAUAUAGGUAGCUAGAUGUUAGAUUUUGUAAAAUGAAACUAGCAAGCAAUGAUCAAAUCAUCAUGUGAUUUUUCUGAGUAAUUUGUUGACCAUGUUAGGAUGUUGUAUGAUCAGGGAGUAUUACUGUUUCAA